Danaus chrysippus (African queen) is the source of this 1881-nucleotide messenger RNA. The record is from the annotation of a GenBank genome assembly. Lineage: Eukaryota; Metazoa; Arthropoda; Insecta; Lepidoptera; Nymphalidae.
UUGUAUUUUAUCCAAAUAAUGUCGGAAGAAAAACCUAACACAUUGAGAGAGGAAUCUGAUGAUGGGGAAGGAUGGAUUGGUCCUUUGCCAUCCGAAGCCGCGACAAUAGAAGCUGAGCCUAAAGCAAAGAAAAGAAAAAUUCUUGAGUUUGAAUCCCUGUAUCUAGAAAAUCUACCGUCAUCUGAGACGUAUGAACGAAGCUACAUGCACAGAGAUGUUGUGACACAUGUAGUUGUUACGAAAACUGAUUUUGUGAUAACGGCCAGCCAGGAUGGACAUUUGAAGUUUUGGAAAAAACAGGAGGAAGGCAUAGAGUUUGUGAAGCAUUUCCGCUGCCACCUGGCUCCCAUCAGCCAUGUGGCGACCAACAGUACCGGCACACUGUUGUGUACCGCCUCUACUGAGAAGACUAUUAAAGUGUUUGAUGUUGUCAAUUUCGACAUGAUAAACAUGAUAUCUAUAGAGUUUGAGCCGUACUGUACUGAGUGGGUUCAUUCAGCAGGAGAUCCUAUAUCAGCAUUGGCCAUAUCAGAAAAAGGCAGUAACAAAAUUCACAUAUUCGACGGCACGCAGGCCUCAGGGACGCCGCUCCAUACAUUUGAGAAACACCAAAAGGAAGUGGCGACUAUCAAGUACAACCCUGUGUUUGAAGUAGCGGUGUCCGUUGACAAGGCCGGCAUAGUGGAGUACUGGACCGGGCCCAAACAUGAAUACCAAUACCCAAAAAAUGUGAAAUUCACAUCCAAAUUGGACACAGAUUUAUUUGAUUUUGUCAAAAACAAAACUUAUCCGACGGCUCUGGAUUUUUCACCUGAUGGCAGGAAAAUAGCAGCUAUCAGUUUAGACAGAAAGGUGAGAGUAUUCCAUUUCUUGACGGGGAAGUUGCACAAAGUAUUGGAUGAGAGCCUGCAGCGCUUCCAAGAACUACAGCAUCAGACACAACAAUUACCAAACAUGGAGUUUGGAAGAAGGAUGGCAACAGAGCGUGACCUGGAUAAAUCCGAGUACAGUCAGCUGGCAAACAUAGUGUUUGAUGUGAGCGGUCACUUCAUACUGUACGCGACGAUGCUGGGAGUGAAGGUUGUCAACCUCACAACCAACCGCUGUGUGUCAAUGCUGGCCAAGCCCGAGAAUCUGCGACCGCUGCAGUUAGCACUGUUCCAGGGUCGCACAAAUCAACCGAAAGUUGCAGCCACGUUGGAAAUGGAAGGCUCGGAGAACCCAACGCUGCUGAGUGUGAAGACUGACCCAACAUUGUUCUGUACGGGCUACAAGAAGAAUAGAUUCUAUAUGUUCUCUAGACGAGGUCCUGAUGAUUUACACACAGAGGCUGACAGAGAUGUGUUCAAUGAGAAACCUUCUAAGGAAGAUAUCAUAUCAGCUACUGAAGGACAAGGCGUCCAGCGUCUGUACGAGCAGGCCAUCCUCCACACGUCUCUAGGCGACGUCCACAUCCGUCUGUUCGGUAAAGACGUGCCUAAAACAGUGGAGAACUUCUGUGGCCACGCGAGGAACGGAUACUUCAACGGACACAUCUUCCAUAGAGUUAUUAAGGGAUUCAUGGUGCAGACGGGGGAUCCCACUGGUACCGGUACCGGCGGGGAAAGCAUUUGGGGUGGGGAAUUCGCGGAUGAAUUCAAGCCGCAGUUAAAACACGACCGACCAUACACCGUCAGUAUGGCGAACGCGGGACCCAACACUAACGGCAGCCAGUUCUUCAUCACACUCGCACCCACUCCGUGGCUAGACAACAAGCACACUGUAUUCGGUCGAGUUGUCCGCGGCAUGGAAGUUGUUCAGAACAUCGGAAGCGUCAAAACAAACCCCAAGACAGACAAACCUUACGACGACGUCAGAGUUAUAUCUGUUACUGUCAAAUAA